GCCAUAUGAGGAGUUUGGACCCACAAAAAAGGGAAAAUGUCGCAGUACUCAGGAAAGAUCGUGUUGUACGAGGGCAAGUCCUUCACCGGCAGGAAGCUGGAGCUCAGUGGCAACUGUGAGAACUUCCAGGACCGCGGUCUGACCAACAGGGUCAACUCUGUCCGCGUGGAGAGCGGCGCUUUCAUCUGCUUCGACCACCCGGACUUCAAGGGUCAGCAGUAUAUCCUGGAGCGCGGGGAGUACCCCGAGUUUCAGCGCUGGAAUGCUCACAAUGAUCACAUGGGCUCGUGUAAGCCAAUCAGGAUGCACGGAGAGCACUACAGGCUGGAGCUGUUUGAGGAGGACAACUUCAGCGGCCAGUCCGUGGAGCUGCACGAGGACUGUCCGUUCCUGCAGGCCAAGGGUCUGACCAAGAGCUGCGUCAAGUCCCUCAAGGUCUUCGGAGACGGAGCUUGGGUUUUGUACGAAGAGCCGAACUACCGUGGUCGCAUGUACAUCGUGGAGAGAGGGAACUACACCACUCCUAUGGAGUGGCAGGCUGAGAACCCCAACAUCCAGUCGGUACGCCGAGUCGCCAAUUACUUCUAAACGGAGCCACCGGCAACACGACUGGAGGAAUAGCUACUGAGGACAAACACGCCGCCACGCCAGCCAAUCAUCUCCUGCUCCAUUUGUGGGGCGGCAAACUAAUAAACGCUGAGGAAAGUGUUGCGACAUCGCCUGUUUUAUUUUUGUACAAAGCCUGAAAUAAA
Molecule: messenger RNA, 752 nt
Organism: Synchiropus splendidus (mandarinfish)
Lineage: Eukaryota; Metazoa; Chordata; Actinopteri; Syngnathiformes; Callionymidae
Product: gamma-crystallin N-A-like
Exons: 4
Coding region: 37-588 (183 amino acids)
Biological process (GO): visual perception; lens development in camera-type eye
Molecular function (GO): structural constituent of eye lens
Source: RefSeq, a predicted model, not a curated record